CUUUCUCCCCAGCGCACUUUCCCCGCUCCCUUCCCCCCGAAGGAAGCCGGGUCGACGGGAGCUUUCCUUCGCCUUUCGUUAAACUCGGGUGGAAGAGUCGGGAAAGUCACGGACACCCGUUUUUAAAUCCGGCGGUUCUUUCUCUCCCUUCGCGUCGCCCGCCCGGGGUCACCGGAACCGAAACUCCGGCUUUUCGACCCGACCGUCGACGUACCUCCGCGCGCCGUUCCCGUUUUACGCGCAAAAUGAUACGUUUAUCAAACGCGACGCGUCGGAUCCUAGAACCGGAAACGAUUCUCCGUUUCGCGGACUCGUAUCCGGCGCGUUCGAUUCGUCGUCCGCCAGUCUCGGAGUCGGUUAAUUUCAUCAAAUCCUUGGUCGCACCGCCCGAUAACGUUCUUUAGGAUCGCUACCGGAAGAGAUCGACGGAAGAAUGAAAGAUUUCGGGCGGAAAGGAUCGGACGCCGGCCGGAGGACGAGCGCGUGGUAGGAAGACCCGGCAGCGCCUCGGCCGAGAUGUCGAGCAGCGUCAGUCUGGAGGCUUCGGUCUCGCCCACUCCCCCCUCGCACAAGAUGAACGGAGGUCUCCCGCAUCGAUCCGACCUGAACGUCGGGUCUCUGGGCGCCUCCAAGUACAGCCUGGGCACCGGCACUUUCGACGCCGGGCCCCCUCACGACGGCUCCUGCCGUCCCCUGCUGGACCUGUCCGUGGCCGGGCUUUAUCCCCCUCGCUGGACCGGAGGAAGACCGGGAUCGGGCGGCCGACCCGAAUCCGAGGAGGAGGAGGAACGGGGCGUGUACCGGACUCUGGCCUCGCUGGCCCUGCUGUGUCUGCUGUCUCUGCCCCUGUCUUUCCUGGCCCUCUUCUUCCUGCAGAGGGCCGGCCCGGCCCCUUCCCCGGACGGCGAGGAAGCCACCGUUUCGGGCCGUGACGGCGCCACCGUCCACCAGGUGUCGGUGGCCCUGGGUACCCUGACCGUGUGCCUGGAUCUGUGUUGCCUCUUCGUCUGCUGCCUGCAGUUCCUCUUCGCUCUCAAACUGCUGCAGACUCCGCGCGGAGUGGACAGGACGGACAGGUUCCUGAAGAGAAGUUCCCACACCCGUCUGCUGGCCAUCGGAGGCUUCUUCUUAUCCAUUCCCCUCUUCUUCACCGGCAUCAUCCUGUUCGGCUUCGUCCACUUCCAGGAGCUACCGGCGGCGGUGACGGGAGCGGCGGUGGGAGCGGGCAUCGUCUUCUGCGGGGUGGCCUCGGUUCACGACGUGUAUCUGUGGCAGGGACACAAGACCGACGCCAGUCGAGCCCUGAUCGAGAGUAGAUUGAGUCGAAUCAGAGAAGCCAGUCUCCCUCCCGAUUCGGGCCCGCACGUGGCCGAACUCUCCACUCUGGUCUGAACCGGCGUCGGAGGACGGAAAGACGUUUUAGUGACAUUUGUAAAUAGUCGUCGAAUAAAACCUUGUAAAUUUUGUCAUUUUUCAAUUCUGAAAUUAAAAGUUCCUUAUUGACGCGUCUAUACUCCGGAAACGAA
Messenger RNA from Centruroides sculpturatus (bark scorpion), 1526 nucleotides. RefSeq lists its product as uncharacterized. The record is from RefSeq and is a predicted model, not a curated record. The transcript has 4 exons. The coding region runs from base 517 to 1392 and encodes 291 amino acids. NCBI's taxonomy places the organism in Eukaryota, Metazoa, Arthropoda, Arachnida, Scorpiones, Buthidae.